GUUUGGAAUAUUGUCAUCAGUGCUCGCUAAAGCUUUUGCCUUCAACUGUUCGUUGUGCCAGAGAGGGGGCAGCAAAAAUAAUUGCGCGAUUAAUACGAGAGAGUAUGCGUCGUUAAUACAAUACAUGUACUUCGCUAAAUACCAUCUGCACUAAUAAUGUAUUUUAAUACGUAUAGAUGGCAAUGACAUGUGAGCUCGCUGACCACAGCCGAAAUAUACCGCGAAAAGUUCUUUUAUUCACCGCGUGAUGUCGCUAAAGUUCAGUUUAGCCGAGUAGCUUUUGAGCAUUCCGUGCCUCCCCACCCCCCGACACCAAAGUUAAAACUUCCUCUUACAGUCUUACUGCAAUACAAUGAUCGCGUCCACUUUUGGGGUGGGAGAGUGGUACGUCCAUGGUAUUUCGUGGUAAUGUUUGUGGCCGUCUGGUCACUUGGUAGUGGGGAGAGGGAUUUGGAUUCUGACAGAUGCCUAGUGUCAGUGGCUACUGAGAGUUAAUUCCCCGUAAAUAGUAGAAGGUUUUUUGUUGUGAUGACGGUUAUGGCAGUAUCUAUCAGUGAAAUUUGUGAGAACACCAAACUGGCUCGUGAAAUGGCCCUAAUGGGGAACUAUGAAUCAGCAAAUGUGUACUACCAAGGUGUCAUUCAGCAGAUUCAUAGGUUACUGCUCACAAUAGCUGAUCCCACAAGAAAAGGAAAAUGGCAGUCUGUUCAACGUCAAAUUAAUCAAGAAUUUGAACAUGUGAAAGCAAUGAUGAAUACAUUGCAACUGUUUAAAGUGGAUUCCCAUCCUGAUAAACCUGUUGGCUUUUCAUUAGCUCGUUUUGAAGAGCCUACACGUGACCCACAAUUGUGUUAUGGUGCAGCAUCUCAUGACCCAGAUGUGUGGCCACCACCACCUCCACGAGAAGAUGUGAACUGGCCCUUGCCCACUUCUGCUGAACACAAGUCAAUUCCACAUGUCAAACCUCUGCGUAGUCUGCAGAAGAAAGAUACCAAACCAGCAGCACGUAAUCAGCGUUCCACAAAUAGCAAUGCUACUAUAAACUCAAGGCGAGUAGUUGAUUCUAAACAAACAAAGAAACAGGAAGAUCGAACCAAGCAAACUAAACGUCCAGAAGAAAAGAAGGAAGAAAAGGAGAAAGCAGACAAGGAGAAGGAGGAUGAACCUGAAGAAGAAGAGAAGAGAUUUGAGGGAUCAGGAUAUGAUAGAGAUUUGAUUGAUAUGUUAGAAAGAGAUAUUGUCCAAAAGAAUCCCAACAUUCAUUGGGAUGAUAUUGCUGAUUUGCACGAAGCAAAGAGAUUACUUGAAGAAGCUGUGGUAUUGCCCAUGUGGAUGCCAGACUUUUUUAAGGGUAUUCGCCGACCAUGGAAAGGCGUAUUAAUGGUUGGCCCUCCAGGAACAGGCAAAACAAUGUUGGCAAAAGCAGUAGCUACAGAAUGCUGUACUACAUUUUUUAAUGUGUCAUCUUCAACACUUACUUCAAAGUACCGAGGGGAGUCGGAGAAACUUGUGAGGCUUCUAUUUGAAAUGGCAAGAUUCUAUGCUCCAAGUACAAUAUUUAUAGAUGAAAUUGACUCUCUCUGCUCUCGAAGAGGUUCUGAAUCGGAACAUGAAGCUUCUCGAAGAGUUAAGUCAGAGCUUUUAGUGCAGAUGGAUGGCAUCAGUUCGAACAGCGAGGAUCCUGGAAAAAUUGUAAUGGUUUUAGCUGCCACAAACUUUCCGUGGGAUAUUGAUGAAGCUUUAAGACGCCGUUUGGAGAAACGUAUUUACAUUCCUUUACCAAAUAGUGAUGGAAGGGAGGCUUUAUUGAGAAUUAAUCUUCGUGAAGUUAAAUUAGACCCUGAUGUAGAUUUGAAGGAAGUUGCUGCAAGAUUAAAAGGUUAUUCUGGAGCUGACAUCACAAAUGUUUGCAGAGAUGCAUCCAUGAUGUCAAUGCGAAGAAAAAUUGCGGGAUUGAGGCCUGAUCAGAUCAAACAGUUACCAAAAGAAGAAUUGGAUUUGCCAGUGUCAGUGCUGGAUUUUGAAGAAGCACUGGCAAAGUGUAACAAAAGUGUCUCUAAAGAAGAUUUAGAGAAAUAUGAGAAAUGGAUGAAUGAAUAUGGAUCUACUUGAUAAUUCUUUAAUUUAAAGCUGGAGCACUUUCUUCAAAUUGCUCACUGCAGAAAUGCCUGUUAAUUCAGUCACUAGUUUGGGGGAUAAAGGCUUGGACAGUAUUUUGAAGUUAAAUGUUGAAUAUACAUUGUUAAAACAAAGUGUCAUGACCAUUCAAUGGAAAGCACUUUCCUAAAUGAUAAUAUUCAUUUAUAGUAGCACUUUAAAUGAGGUGGCCUUGCCAUCUAUUAUUCCAAAUGUAUAAUCAUACAAAUAAUUUUCAGUAGUCUCCCAUGUCACAAAAUCUUAAAAAAUUUACCAACAAAGUGACCUCUUUUCUUUUUGAGCAAUAACUCUAGUGUCCUAAUGUUUUCUUAAUGUCUUAUAAUUUUUGACCAAUUUAUUUACAAAUUAUGUUAACACAUCAUGUUGACAAAUAACAGUAUCAGUUCUCUAAUUUUAUUUGGGGCUCUGUGAUGCAUCAUUGUUUCAGUGACCCUUUUGCAGAUAUUUUUUAAAAUGUAUUGCAUUUAUCAAUUAACAGUUGUUAAAUCCUGAAAUACAAUAUUUGUAACAUUCAGAUCAUAAUAAAGAAUAUUAAAUUAUUACA
Molecule: messenger RNA, 2701 nt
Organism: Gryllus bimaculatus (two-spotted cricket)
Lineage: Eukaryota; Metazoa; Arthropoda; Insecta; Orthoptera; Gryllidae
Source: the annotation of a GenBank genome assembly